Molecule: messenger RNA, 1192 nt
Organism: Carassius carassius (crucian carp)
Lineage: Eukaryota; Metazoa; Chordata; Actinopteri; Cypriniformes; Cyprinidae
Product: SLAM family member 9-like
Exons: 4
Coding region: 209-1012 (267 amino acids)
Source: RefSeq, a predicted model, not a curated record
UGAAUAUUAUUGUAACACUAAUAGUAUAUGUGAGCACAGCUGGACUGCACUGACUGAAGGGUGUUCAAGCUUCUUUGGGGGAGGAUCCACACACACACACACACACACACACACACACACACACACACACACGCUAGAUUAGUAUCACAAGUCGAAACAGUCUGUUGUCAGGAAUUUCAGUGUUAUAAUCGCAGAGUGGAUAUUAGAAAUGUCAAAUAAAAUGUUUUAUGCUGUCAUUUUGUUCUGCUUGCAACCUGUUGUAUUUGCUGAUACGGUUACAGUGAAGUCAGUGUCAGUGACGAAGGGAAAUUCAGUCACUCUAGACUCUGGUCUUACUGAAAUGAUGGACGAUGAUCUGAUUCUGUGGAGGUUUGGAUAUAACAAGACGUUAAUAGCUGAAAUCAGUGUAAUGGAAGACAGCAUCACUGUAUAUGAUGAUGUUCCUGAUGAGAGAUUCAGAGACAGACUGAAGCUGGAUUAUCAAACUGGAUCUCUGACCAUCACAAACACCAGAACUGAACACACUGGAGACUAUCAACUACAGAGCAACAGUGUGAGGAAGAGAUUCAAUCUCACUGUCUACGCUCGUCUGUCUGUUCCUGUCAUCAGCAGAGACUCUUCACAAUGUUCUUCAUCAUCAUCAUCUUCAUCUUCAUCACAGCAGAAUUGUUCAUUGUUGUGUUCAGUGGUGAAUGUGAGUCAUGUGACUCUCUCCUGGUACAAAGGAAACAGUUUAUUGUCCAGCAUCAGUGUGUCUGAUCUCAGCAUCAGUCUCUCUCUACCUCUGGAGGUGGAAUAUCAGGAGAAAAACAGCUACAGCUGUGUGAUCAACAAUCCCAUCAGAAACCAGACCACACAUCUGGACAUCACUGAGCUCUGUCUCACAUGUUCAGAAGACCACGUCCACUGUUGUGGUUCUAUUGAAGCUGUGAUCCGAUUGGUCCUCUCUGCUCUGGUGGGAGUGGCCACCGCAGCAGUUCUGGUUUAUGACAUCAGAUCUAGCAGUGGCUAAAAUGAGAACAGAUUGUACAAAUAUUGUGUCUUAUGUUGGCAUUUUGAGCUAUUAAUAUAACCAUAUGUAUUCAAUGAUUUAAAUUCAAAGUAAUAAAAUCAACAAGAGCUUUUAUGUGUUGGGGCAAACGUAUUUAAAAAGCAUGCUUUUCCAUAUGAUAUACAGUAUAAAUCACACUAU